GGCUUUCGCUUUCAGUCACCAGCUAGAACGCAGCUGAGGCAUCUGAGCUCCAGGCCCAAGGGCGGGAGCCACCGCCGCCCCUAUGGCGCCCACCGCCCUCUGGGUCGCGCUGGUCGUCGGACUACAGUUGUGCGCCACCGGGCACAGCGUGCCCGCCCAGGUUACCUUGACGCCCUACAUGCCAGAACCUGGCAACAACUGCCGGAGCCCAGAGGAAUACUAUAACCGGAGGGUUCGCAUGUGCUGUGCUAAGUGUCCACGUGGUCAGCACGCAAAGCACCUCUGCAAUGAAACGUCGGACACCGUGUGUGCUGACUGUGAGGAGAGCACGUACACCCAGCUCUGGAACCAGCUUUCCACCUGCCUGAGCUGUAGUUCUCCCUGUGGCGCUGACCAGGUGGAGAUUUAUACCUGCACAAAACAACAGAACCGAGUGUGUGCCUGCAAAGCCGACAGGUACUGCGCCUUGAAAACAAGUUCUGGCAGCUGUCGACUGUGCAUGAAGCUAAGCAAGUGUGGCCCCGGCUUCGGAGUGACCCAUUCAAGAUCUGCAAACGGGAAUGUGGUGUGCAGUGCCUGUGCCCCAGGGACUUUCUCUGAUACCAUAUCGUCCACAGAUGUGUGCAGGCCCCACCGCACCUGUAGCAUUUUGGCCAUUCCUGGAAAUGCAAGCAUGGAUGCUGUCUGUGCACCGGAGUCCCCAACUUCAAGCACUGUCCCAAGGACAGUCUAUGCAUCUCAGCCAGAGCCCACAAGAUCCCAGAUCCUGGAGCCAAAGCCAGGGCCCAGCCACACUUCAGACACCUUCUUGGUCUCUGUGGACUCAACCCUGAACAGUGUACAGCCCAAGGGUGACAUCUCUCUACCAAUUGGUCUGAUCGUGGGGUUGACCGCUCUAGGUCUGCUGCUGCUGGGGCUGGUGAACUGCUUCAUCCUGGUGCAAAAGAAAAAGAAGCCCUCCUGCCUACAAAGAGAAGCCCAGGUGCCUCACCUGCCUGACGAGCAAUCCCGGGGUGCGAUAGGCCUUGAGCAACAGCACCUGUUGACCACAGCACCCAGUUCCAGCAGCAGUUCCCUGGAGAGCUCAGGCAGCACUGGGGACAAGAGGGCGCCCCUUAGGGGCCAUCCCCAAGCAACAGCCAAAGAGGAGACCCGAGGGUCUCAGGGAGCCUGUGCAGGUUCCAGGAGUUCAGAUUCUUCCCAGGGCAGCCACGGGACCCAUGUCAACGUCACCUGUAUCGUGAACGUGUGCAGUAGCUCUGACCACAGCUCAAAAUGUUCUUCUCAAGCCAGCACCACAGUGGGGGACCCAGAUGCCAACCCCUCAGUGUCCCCAAAGGACGAGCAGGUCCCUUUCUCCCAGGAGGAGUGCCCUUCUCAAGGCCAGCGGGAGACCCCAGAGACACUGCAGUGCCAGGAGAAGCCCUUGCCCCUUGGUGUGCCCGAUGUGGGCAUGAAGCCCAGCCAACCAGGCUGGUAUAACCAGGUUGCAGUCCAAGUGGCCUGACCCCCCGGCAGGGGUGACACCCUGCCAAGAGACCACCCCCGAGUCCUUCUAGACCCUCAACCCACAGGACUUCAUGACUCUUUCUAGGCCCAUUUCCCUUACUGGCCUCCGCAGCCCCACUUGCAGGUCAAGUGAGGGUUCAGGCAGCUAGAGUGGCCAAAAGCUCCUGCCAUGGUUGUUCUAUGGAGAAGUUCCAGCAAGUUCUUGCUCUUCUGCGACCCUCUGGAUCUCCUGGGCUCUGGCUUGACUCUGCCUCCUGAGAGGCCCCAGUGUCUUUCCCUCCUCAAGAGCUAACAUCCUCUUCCAUAGUUGGAGAAA
Messenger RNA from Acomys russatus (golden spiny mouse), 1825 nucleotides. It is a transcript of the gene Tnfrsf1b, whose product is annotated as TNF receptor superfamily member 1B. NCBI's taxonomy places the organism in Eukaryota, Metazoa, Chordata, Mammalia, Rodentia, Muridae. The record is from RefSeq and is a predicted model, not a curated record. Gene Ontology annotation, cellular component: membrane. The transcript is spliced from 10 exons. The coding region runs from base 83 to 1507 and encodes 474 amino acids. Gene Ontology annotation, molecular function: tumor necrosis factor binding; tumor necrosis factor receptor activity. Gene Ontology annotation, biological process: negative regulation of neuroinflammatory response; inflammatory response; positive regulation of myelination.